GACACACUGCUGAUAAAUUUCUCCUAGAGAUCACACUGCGCAAUGGAUAUUUAUUUCCCCUCCGGCUUUCCAGUGUGUAGAGGAAUAACAGGGCUGUCAAACAAUUGCCUAGAAAGGGCCAAAAGAUUAAAAGCAUGCGUGGGUGGAUUUCUGCAGAGACAAGACUUGAGCAGCCUAUGUAAAUAUAGAAAACCAAGGUUGACCUUGGAGGAAUGUCUGAUGUGGAAAGAGUCUUUUGAGAAGCUCCUGUCCAGCAAACAUGGACUGUAUGCCUUCCGAGCUUUCCUCGUAUCUGAAUUUAGCGAAGAAAACAUUGCUUUCUACCUGGCUUGUGAGGACUACAAAAGCACAAAGUCUGCCUCUAAGAUGCCAUCCAAAGCUAAGAGGAUCUACGAGGAGUUUAUUGGAAGCGAAGCUCCUAGAGAGGUUAACAUCGACUAUGAGACUCGAGACAUCACUCAAGCCAACUUGAAAAGCCCUACGGCAUCCUGCUUCGAUAUGGCCCAGUACCGCAUCUACAUUCUCAUGGAAAAAGACUGUUACCCACGAUUCCUGCGCUCCGCUGCCUACCGAAAUCUAGUCAACCAGCUCACACUGAAGAGUGCUAGGCAAGAGGCAAGAAGCAAAAAGGCCAUUGCUGCCAGACCGCCGCUUGAAGACGAAAAGCCAAAAUGAAAGGCGUAGGUGCAGUUUGGUUGUGCAAAAGAUGGAAGCUCCGGCAAGAAGUGAGUGGAAGGGACCGGUGCAGACCCGAAAAAGGAUGCUUGAGGCGGUCGGAGUGCCAUGAGAUCACAGAAUCAGAAUGACUGCGUUCCCAGACCCCUUAAAUAUCGUCCAUGAGAGGGAACGACAGAACUACUGAUGGAGAAAGAUGCAAUCACCUGUACUCAACACAAAAGAGAUGCAGACUUUACUAAAGUAUGCAUAGGCUAAAAAGCAUACUUUCAGAAAGCAUUUUAUGUGUUUUGUAAAGUUUAAAAAAUGAGAAAAGUGUUGGAAUAUUUAUGCAUUAAUUUAUUUAAUUUAUUUAUGCUUUUUUAAACUAGAUAACCCCUUACAAAAACGUACUGCGAUGGUACCACGGUAAAGUGGUGGUAUCUAAUAAAAAAAAAAAAUAAUGAAAUAAAUAAAUAAAAUAAUAUUAGUAAAAUCAUCAUGAAAAAAAAAAAUCUUUUAAAAAUUCACAAAAAAAGACGUUGACAAUCUGCCUGGACUGCUUAUAAGGCUUACGAAUGUUAAAAGUUGGUGUGCAAGUAUUUUUUUGUUUUAACUUUUAUAAAUGUUUUUGUUAACUCAGUUUUAAAUUUAAGUGAAUACAUUUUUGCAUUAAAGUAAUAAUGUGUUUUCA
Labeo rohita (rohu) is the source of this 1348-nucleotide messenger RNA. It is a transcript of the gene rgs16, whose product is annotated as regulator of G protein signaling 16. NCBI's taxonomy places the organism in Eukaryota, Metazoa, Chordata, Actinopteri, Cypriniformes, Cyprinidae. The record is from RefSeq and is a predicted model, not a curated record. The coding region runs from base 43 to 675 and encodes 210 amino acids. The transcript has 5 exons.